CAGCGAUGUCACGAAUUUGUGGCGAAAAGGGCGCUUUAAAAGCCGGGCAGACACCUCGGAACGUCGUCAGUCGCACCUCGCCUCCAGUUCCGAGUGCUUCAUUUACCACCAAAAACAAUCGCGCCAUGAAGCUGUUCAAGACCGCCCUCUUCCUGGCCAUGCUCGCCCUGGCCGCGGCGAGGCCGGCUGAGACACAGGACGACGGCUACGAACCCGAGCCCGCCGCGGGUGGUGCCGGGGGCGGCUCUGGCGGCAUCGGGGGCGGCUCCGGCGGCAUCGGCGGCGGCUCUGGUGGCAUCGGAGGCGGCUCCGGCGGGAUCGGGGGCGGCUCCGGUGGCAUUGGAGGCGGCUCCGGCGGCAUUGGAGGCGGCUCCGGCGGCAUCGGGGGCGGUUCCGGCGGCAUCGGAGGCGGCUCCGGAGGCAUCGGGGGCGGUUCCGGCGGCAUCGGAGGUGGCAACCACGGUGGUCUCGGAGGCCUCGGCUCCGGCGGCCUCGGCGGGGGUGGCAUCCACGGCGGCAUCACCUACCCGUCAAUCCCCGGCGGCUACCCCAAGAACCCCAAGGAGUACUACGACGCCUACCAAAAGAUGAUCAAGCUCUGCAAGGAGUCGUGCGGCGACUACAAGCGCUGCAUCGAGAUCUUCAAGUCGUACAAGCCCGCCGACAGGCCCCCCUACUAGUCCCGGACCCGGACCAGUUCCUGGGCCUCACAGACGGAGCCGCCGCCCGCGCCUAUAACGCCGCCAUGGCCGCCUGCAGUCCGUUGACUCCUCGCCGCCAGCCCGAUAAGAAGACACACGCAUGUUCAGGCGGGGCAUUCCUCUGCGCGGGAUGCGGCCCGGCCGGGCUGCCCACCACUGUAUAUCAUGAACGCACGCAAUAACAUAUUAACAAAUCACAAA
Messenger RNA from Frankliniella occidentalis (western flower thrips), 902 nucleotides. RefSeq names its product ctenidin-3-like. The coding region runs from base 6 to 680 and encodes 224 amino acids. The transcript is spliced from 3 exons. The record is from RefSeq and is a predicted model, not a curated record. NCBI's taxonomy places the organism in Eukaryota, Metazoa, Arthropoda, Insecta, Thysanoptera, Thripidae.